Messenger RNA from Dendronephthya gigantea, 2485 nucleotides. Its product is annotated as myosin-11-like. The coding region runs from base 127 to 2379 and encodes 750 amino acids. The transcript is spliced from 29 exons. NCBI's taxonomy places the organism in Eukaryota, Metazoa, Cnidaria, Anthozoa, Malacalcyonacea, Nephtheidae. The record is from RefSeq and is a predicted model, not a curated record.
CGUCAUGGCAACGCUGUCGUGACUCUUCGCGACGAGCAAGAUGGCCGCCACAUGAGGAGUGAGAAAUAAAAGGAUAUUUUGUUUCCCGUAAUUGCGAGGUGUUUUGAGAAGAAACGACUCCGGAAAAUGGCCAUGGAACUUGUAAAGGCCUCGGAUCUCUCCGCUGUUGUUCAUAAGGCUAUUGAUAAUCUGCAUGAAUUGGCCACGGUCGUGCAGACCAAGAAAGAUUUUAGAGAGGAUGAAUAUGACGCCUCGAAUAUUGAAAUCAUCAUUGAAGCAUUACAGGAGAUGGAUCGUGACAGAUUGAAACUUCAUGAAAUGUUGGAGAGUGAGACGAUCAAAGCGAGUUCUUUGAGAUACCAACUCCAUAGAAUGCCAACACAAAUCAAAGAUGAAGUCCAAGAUGCGGUUCUUGCUGCACGCGACUCAAACGAGGCAGAGAUUCAGAGGUUGAAGGAUAAUUUAAGUCAGAUCAAUUCAAGCAUUGAAAAACUGGAAGCAAGAAACAAGGAAUUACUGAGCGAAAACUCAAGAUUAGAACCAGAAAGACACGAGGCACUGAACGAACACGAUACUGUCGUUGACCUGUUGAACCACAAAAUGGCUGACAAAGCAAGCAAACAAAUCACGUUGAAUGAAACGAGAGAUACAUUGCGAGAGACAUACAAAACGAUAAUCCAGUUGGAGGAAUCUAUAGUUCAGUUGAAAGAGGAUCUCACGUUGGAGAGAGAAGAGGCCGUUGAAGAGAAGGAAAGACUACAAAAGGCAGUGGAAGAUACUCGUACAAAAGUGAAGGAACAGAAGAUAGCGAACGAGGAACAAAGAAGUGAAAUUGAGAGCUUGCAGGAAGACCUUGUGGAUAGUGAAGCGCAGUUAGACGCUAGACGAAAGGUCAUUCGUCGUUUUGAAACCUCCAAGGCUAAACUCGAAUCACAAGUUGUUCAGCUAAGCCGCGAGCUUCAAAAAGCAAUAAAGUCGAACUCGAUCCUAACACAAGAGGGCAUGAGAGUUAUGAAAGCGCAUCAGGAUAUGUUGACGAAGCUGGGAAAUACCAAAGCUGGACUAGAUCAUGAAUAUAAAAAGCUUGAAGGCACCUUGACAAGUGCAAAAACAGAGAAUACUAAAUUGACUCUUAAAAAGGAAGCAAUGGACGAAGACUUCGAGAUCAUUUCAGGCCAGUGCGAGAAAUUGAAAGAGCAAGUUAAGGAGCUUGAACGAAGGCUACGGCGGACAAGAGAUCAGCUGCAAAGCAAGAGCGACGAAUGUACGCGCGUGAAAGAUGAAAACAACGAACUUGAAGAUGAAAUCAACCAACUGAAAGAAAGCCAUCAAGCCAUGUCAGAAGCUUUUAAUAAACGAAUUGAAGAGCUGAAGGCUGCGUUGAAAGGCGAAAGAUCGGAGAGAACAUCGUUACAAACAAAGAGAGACGGUGUAACAAAAGAAGCUGGUGAAUUUAAAAGUGAAUACAGCUCUUACAUGGUCAAGAUGUCCGACACUAUUCAGAGUGCGAAAAAUGAACAUUCAGAGCUCACGCAGAAGGGGGAUGAACUUCAACGAACAUUACGAGAAGAUGAACAGGAAAUUUUAAGCAAACAGGAACUCUUAAAGAACAGCAAGCAAUCUUACAUCGAAACUCAAAAGAAGUUGAGAGAUGAGCUGCAAAAAUUACAGGACUCGAUCAACAAAAUUGAAAAGGAUAUUGAGGAUAAACAAAGGACAGUCGGUGAUAAAACGCCUGCCUUUGAGAUUCUGGAGCAAGAGUUUGAAGAAAGUUCUAAAAAUUUUAGUGAAUUAAAACAGUCGAUUGUUGAUUUAAAGAAUAGAAAGGCGAGUUUGGAAUUGUCGAUAAAAAGAACUGGAAAAGAAAAUGAAAAAACACUAAAACCUGAGGUUCAUUUACAAGACGAGCUGAAAAAACGCCGCGCUGACGCUCUUCGCAUUAUGACAGAGCAAAAUGAGGAAGUCAAAAAUAUUGAGAAAGAAAAUUAUUUCUGUUGUAAAAAACUCAGCACUGUUACGAAGGAAAAUGAAAGGUUCAGAGAGGCCAUAGAAAACAUGGAAAAAGAAAUCAAAUUGUUGGAGCAGCUGAACGAGGCAAGUGGAUCACGCCAAGCUGAUCUUGAACAACAGGUUUCUGGAUAUCAAGCGGAUGUGUUGACCGCGAGAGACGAAGAUUUGAAACUUGAUAAGGCGUUUGCCGAACGUGAUAUUAAAAUCUUGGAAGAUAUUAAAAAGCUUCAGGACGAAACGAAAGGAAGAGAAUCGAAAGUCGACGGUAUUCACGUCAAAUUACAACACGAAAUUAGCCUUUUAGCUUCGUUUAUCGACGGCGUAGCAAACUUGCGUCCCAAAGAGACAAGUGCAAAGACAUCUUCAUAACGGAUAACAGUGUCGUCGAGAAAAAGCGAUGGAAAACAAGGUUAAUCUCCCAGAGACGAAUGGAACUACAGUUCACAAGCGACAAAAGACGAUUGAUGCAGUAAAC